Kogia breviceps (pygmy sperm whale) is the source of this 1455-nucleotide messenger RNA. The record is from RefSeq and is a predicted model, not a curated record. NCBI's taxonomy places the organism in Eukaryota, Metazoa, Chordata, Mammalia, Artiodactyla, Physeteridae.
AAAAAAAAAAAAAAAAAAAAGAAAAACCUCUUGUUGAUAAGGAGGUUUUACUAUCCCUGCUUACAAACAGGAGAACCAGAGCUCCCAGCAGAGGGGUAGGAAACGUGGCAGAGCUGUAAUUUGGAAUCUGGCUCCAAAGGGCAGGAUUAUUUCACUUUAGCUGCACUGCCCUUCAGUUCAAGGACCUGAGCCCUUCAAUGUGGGAAGGUUGGGAAGAGCGUAUGAUGAUCUGGGCAAAACACGAAGCAGUUGUGCUCUUGUACGCAGCACUGUUCUGAUUUGCUUUUGUUCUGAUAGAAAUCUUGUUGGCUCUUCCACUCAUUAGGUUCUUCUGGUUGGGCUCAGACCUGCUGUGACGAGCCUGUAAAUCUGAAAAUGAACCCCACGGGUAUAGCAGACACCACCCUGGAUGAAAGCAUCUAUAACAAUUAUUAUCUUUAUGAAAGCAUCCCCAAACCUUGCACCAAGGAAGGUGUCAGGGCAUUUCGGGAGCUCUUCCUGCCCCCGCUCUACUCCUUGGUCUUUCUGUUUGGUCUGCUUGGAAACUCUGUGGUGGUUCUGGUCUUGUUCAAGUACAAGCGGCUCAAGUCCAUGACCGACGUGUACCUGCUCAACCUUGCCAUCUCGGACCUGCUCUUUGUGCUCUCGCUCCCCUUCUGGGGCUACUAUGCCGCAGACCAGUGGGUGUUCGGGCUCGGACUCUGCAAGCUAGCUUCCUGGAUGUACCUGGUGGGCUUCUACAGCGGCCUAUUCUUCAUCACACUCAUGAGCAUCGAUAGGUACCUGGCCAUUGUGCACGCAGUCUUCUCCCUGAGAGCGAGGACCUUGACGUAUGGGGUCAUCACCAGCGUGGCCACGUGGGCAGUGGCUGUGCUCACCUCCCUCCCAGGCCUUGCGCUCAGCACGUGUUAUACUGAGUUCAACCACACCUACUGCAAAACCAAGUAUUCUUUCAACUCCACGAGGUGGAAGGUUCUGAGCUCCCUGGAGAUCAACAUUCUAGGGCUGGUGAUCCCCUUGGGGAUCAUGCUGUUCUGCUACUCCAUGAUCAUUAGGACCUUGCAGCACUGCAAAAAUGAGAAGAAGAACAAGGCAGUGAAAAUGAUCUUUGCCGUGGUGGUCCUCUUCCUGGGGUUCUGGACCCCUUACAAUGUGGUGCUCUUCCUGGACACCCUGGUGGAGCUAGAGGUCCUUCAAGACUGCACCUUUGAGAGACACCUGGACUAUGCCAUUCAGGCCACAGAGACCCUGGCUUUUGUUCACUGCUGCCUUAAUCCGGUCAUCUACUUUUUCCUGGGGGAGAAAUUUCGCAAGUACAUCGUACAGCUCUUUAAAGCCUGCCGGGGCACUUUGGUGCUCUGCCAGUACUGUAGGCUCCUCCCGAUUUACCCCGACACCCCCAGCUCAUCUUACACACAGUCCACAGUGGACCACGAUCUCCACGAUGCUCUGUAA